UGCCAUCUUCCUUGCCACACAUCUUAAAUCGUUCUCGAAAGAACCAACGUCAAUCAACAAUUGUUUAGACUUGUCAUACUUCUUUCCCUCUUUUCUCUCUCAUUUCUUAACGACCAUUUUCUUGGCCACAAACUCGCUGUUGAAGAAUUGUAAUCAUCGUUUAUAACUUCCAAUAUCUCAACGUCCAACCCUAAAAAAUAGAAUUUCUAGACUGUCCUCUUGUGGCGUGAAUUUCUCUUCUCUCAUUCGUCGUCAGGGCUAUUCAACUCCCACGGGCUGCUUAGUUUCCCCAAGAAGCAUUGUUUCUCUCCGCUUGGAAUUACCUGGCACAAGUAGUCAGUUCUUUCUACCACACCUCAAGCCACAGAUUCCCUUCGAUUCACCUAUCCUCCUGCAUAUUACAUACUUGAGGAUCAAUAAUAAUGGGCUCGUGAAGUCCCUGAAAUCGAUGCGCAACUGGAUUUAAUGCGUUUUCUUGCCGCUCGACUGUCCCCAGACCAAUCUUCGACGCCAAUAGAAAGUGCCGCAGCCUUCUUAAUUCGAUUUCAUCAAACGCAAUUCCGUUGUCAGCUCGCUCCUUCGGAUUCAAUCCACCUUUGGGGUAUCUUUUAACUAGAUUCGAAAAGCAUCAAGUAGUGAAUGUUUGUAUAAUUAUACCCUGAUCUUCAGAGAUAAAACUUUUCCUUCUUGGUGGUAUCAACUAUCGUCGGAGUCGUGGAAAAGUUUAGUUUUGGCGACAAACAGUUAUUUUUUUGAAGGAAGAUAUUCACUGGCACUCGACUUUAUACGCGAAGAUAGCCUCGAUUGAUGGCAGUCUCUGUUCAAGGUCCAUUCAGCUCCAAGUCCAGUCCCUGGAGUAUGGCCGAUUUACCACAUCACAACUUUUCAAGAGGAAAUCCAAAUCAGAUAUCCCCAAUGGCCUACCCAUAUCAUACCAUGAAUCAAGGUCUCGACCAAAACAUGAUCCCCAGUUACGAUCAUCAUAUGGAACCAAUUCGAUCUCACUCACCUUUACAUGGACAAGGGCCAUCUCCAUCUACCAGGGAACUUGAAGCUUCUUCCUUAUCCAAAGCGACAAAAGAAUCCAAAGCAAAAAGAUCAAUGUCUACUCCAAAUAUCAGAACCUCUAACAACACUGAUGCGGCUGCCUUGGCCUUGGUUAAUGAUAAGAGAAGAAACAAAUUAGGUUAUCAUAGAACGUCGGUAGCUUGUGGUCACUGUCGUCGACGCAAGAUUAGAUGUAUACCAGCUCCAGCAGAUCCUCAAAAUCGAUGCUCAAAUUGCAUUAGAUUAAAAAAGGAAUGCAAUUUCUAUCCAGUUGACCAACAACCUCAGCCAGAACCUAAGCGUCGAGGCUCCAAAGCCCCAAGUGGAACAGGAGGAACCUCUCAAUCAUCUUCACCGUCAAUUUCAUCUAGCCAGAUACCGGACAUGCAGCCUAAUCUUCCUUACCAUCUGAGCAUGCCAUCAAUCCAGAACCUAGGAGGAUCUCAGGUCAAAAAAGAAAGGAACGAAAGCUUUUCUCCCGAUAACAAGGUCGUCACUUCAUCACGGAACUUCGACUAUAAUGGAGGUCACACAGCUUGGAUGGCACCAGAAAUCUCUCCAGGUACCAAACCUCCAGCAGACAUGUCUGGAAAUUACUGGCCUGCCUCCCAAGAAUCUCCAAUGACUGCAGGGUUCUCGCCUUACACCACCCCUAACAUGCACCUGGCCAAUGCGCAAAACUGGCAAAGUAGAGGCCAUCAUGGUCAGCCCGAAACAAAUCCAAGAGAGCCUGAAUGGCCAGCACCACAGCGAUCUGUUUCGUAUAGCAACUUGGAAGGAAUGCAGAAUAGUCAUCAACAUUCCGCUUAUGGACUUCCUAACCCGUCGGAGUCAUACGCUUCUGCGAGAACCCGCGCUUCUAACGGUGCAAUAUACCCACCCAACAUCACGACUACACAUCCACAUUCCGCCGCCGAAAUCUCAUCCGCGUCAACAAUUGGAACAGCCUACACACAUUCUGCAACUCCAAUGUCGGCGGGACCUUACACAGGCUGGAAUCAACCGUAUACUGGCGGUUAUGCGAAAGUCUCACCUGGAGUUGAUACAUAUGCUUCUUGGAAUGGCGCUCAAGGAGGACAGCGCAUUGUAGAAGAAGAAGAAAGUGUGGGAGGAUAUGGCGGAUAUAGCAAUUCUGGAGGCGGGGUCUAUUAUGCUGGCCAGCCACAUGCAGCAGGCCGUUAGCGGGAACAAGGAAUACAUUUCGAUCGAACAGCAGCACAUCGCGGAUCACGGUUACGUUUCUGGAUUAUUGGCGCAUGGAAUUGGUUGUUCUUCCGGCAUAUAUUGACUGUUCGAUACAACAGAUUUUGCGAUUGGGGUAAAAUCUGGGCGGGGAAAAGCGAAAGCGAUAAGGGCUUUCGCCAGGCGCGAUUAUAAAUGUAACCUCGCUCGAGGACCUGAAUGAACAAGAUGGAAAGCGCCUUUUUGUAUAUACUGGACACCGAAAUUUUGGGAAUUUCUUUACUCGGAACAUUGCGGUCAUCAUCAUGCGAAACGAUAUUAAAUGGACUGGUUUGGAGACUGGUUUUCACUAUAAUUCUUUUCAGGAGGAAAAAGAGACAGCGAUUUUUUUUACUGAUUUUGCUUUUGGUUUUUUGAUAUCAUAAAGUGGGAUGCAUCUAAGUAAUCUCACGACGGCGGGGGAUUUUCCAUGCACACCUUAGACAAAUGAACAGGAAGGAAAAGAUAUUAUCAGAAAAGACAGGGAUUGAGAAGUUUGCUUCAUCUCUGGGCAUUUUGUAUGAAUGUAGCGAUACAUGGAUAGGAUUGAGUCUAUCACUCACUGGUUUUAUCCAUUCGAAA
Botrytis porri is the source of this 2850-nucleotide messenger RNA. RefSeq lists its product as uncharacterized. Gene Ontology annotation, biological process: regulation of DNA-templated transcription. The record is from RefSeq and is a predicted model, not a curated record. Lineage: Eukaryota; Fungi; Ascomycota; Leotiomycetes; Helotiales; Sclerotiniaceae. The coding region runs from base 808 to 2229 and encodes 473 amino acids. Gene Ontology annotation, molecular function: DNA-binding transcription factor activity, RNA polymerase II-specific; zinc ion binding. The transcript has 3 exons.